This is a messenger RNA of Rotaria sp. Silwood2, 124 nucleotides long. The record is from the annotation of a GenBank genome assembly. NCBI's taxonomy places the organism in Eukaryota, Metazoa, Rotifera, Eurotatoria, Philodinida, Philodinidae.
UACAAUGCGUAUUGGUAAAAAUCUUAAUACAAAAAGUUAUGGAAUAACUAUACCAUUGGGGUCAGAUUUACGUGAAGCAAUAAGUAGAGCUGUUUUAGAAUUAAAAGAAAAUGGAUUUCUUUAG